GAUUCAUACCUGAUUACCGUUCAGUUUUCACCGCCGUCACCGGAAAAWUUUCCGUUUAAUUUGUCCCUGAGACUAACUGAUUUUCUGAAAUAAAGACAAUGAGUAGCGUCGCCGUCGACACAUUGAUGUCAGAUUUCCUCCACAAGACCGGUGGCGUCGCUGUAAUUGACGGCGGACUUGCGACGGAGCUCGAACGAUAUGGUGCUGACCUUAACGAUCCACUAUGGAGCGCUAAAUGCCUCGUGACUUCUACUCACCUUAUUCGACAGGUACACCUUGAUUAUCUUGAAGCUGGUGCAGAUAUACUAAUCACAGCAUCUUAUCAGGCAACAAUUCAGGGGUUUGAGGCUAAAGGCUAUUCUUCAGAAGAUGGUGAGUCCAUGCUUAGAAGAAGUGUAGAAAUURCCCGUGAGGCAAGGGAUGCAUAUUAUCAACAAUGCCGUGAAUCUUCUAGUGAUUAUACUGGUGAUGGUAGAAUUUUAAAGCAUCGUCCUAUCUUAGUUGCUGCAUCGGUAGGGAGUUAUGGGGCAUAUCUGGCUGAUGGUUCUGAAUACAGUGGGGACUACGGUACUGCAAUGAAUUUGGAAUUCUUGAAGAAUUUUCACCGGAGAAGAGUUCAAGUUUUGGCUGAAUCUGGUGCUGAUCUGAUUGCAUUCGAAACAGUGCCAAAUAAGCUAGAGGCMCAGGCUUUUGCUGAGCUUCUUGAAGAAGGCAUAAACGUUCCUGCAUGGUUUUCGUUUAAUUCCAAAGAUGGUGYAAAUGUGGUGAGUGGUGAUUCCUUGGCCGAAUGUGCUGCAAUAGCUGAUUCAUGCAAGAAAGUUGUUGCUGUAGGAAUCAAUUGCACCCCUCCUAGAUUUAUUGGUGGUUUGAUUUCAACAAUAAAAAAGGUGACAACCAAACCAAUACUUAUAUAUCCAAAUAGCGGGGAAAAUUAUGAUGCUCAACUAAAGCAAUGGGUGCAAAACACUGGAGUUCCGGAUGAAGAUUUUGUUUCGUACGUGAACACAUGGUGCGAGAUGGGUGCAUCGCUUGUCGGYGGUUGCUGCAGAACGACUCCAGACACCAUUAGAGCCAUUUAUAAGACUCUUCCCAGCAGAUCAGCUUCUAUACCYGUCGCCGAAAAUCUUCAAAGAGAGUCGUCGGGCCAUUCGAACAUCAACGCCACUUAGAGGUCGGUUUGUCUCUUCCUCUUUUUUCGGUUUACKAUGACCUGAUUUAAUAUUACGAUCCAUUGUAACCGAUGCUCGAAUAAUAUUAAGCCGCUAAAUUACACGUAUAUC
Messenger RNA from Cynara cardunculus var. scolymus (artichoke), 1280 nucleotides. RefSeq names its product homocysteine S-methyltransferase 2-like. Gene Ontology annotation, molecular function: S-adenosylmethionine-homocysteine S-methyltransferase activity; zinc ion binding. The transcript is spliced from 7 exons. Gene Ontology annotation, biological process: S-methylmethionine cycle. Lineage: Eukaryota; Viridiplantae; Streptophyta; Magnoliopsida; Asterales; Asteraceae. The record is from RefSeq and is a predicted model, not a curated record. Bases 99 to 1169 code for a protein of 356 amino acids.